CUGCAACACGAACGGGCGAGCUGAACUUGCUCUGGAGUACUACUCUGCCCUGAGAGCUGAUAACACCAUUCAAGCUAAUGCUUGCACUUACACCUGCGUCCUUGUUGCUUGCGGGAGUGUGAUGGCGAUCAAGCUCGGGAGGGAGAUUCACCAGCUGGCGAAGCAUGAGGGGCUGCUGAAAAACAAUCCAGUUCUGGGCUCCAGCCUGGUGAGCUUCUAUGGCAAAUGCGGCGAUGUUGAUUCUGCUCAGGAAGCGUUUGACGAGUGCCGAGCUCGGGACAACACGGGUCUCUGGAACUCUCUUAUACAGGCUUACACUCUCCAGGGCCGAUCGAUCGAGGCCUUGGAGCGUUUCUAUUCCAUGACUCAGGAGGAGGGCUGUAAAGCUGACGAUGUGAGUUUUGUCUCGGUGUUGAACGCUUGCAGCCAUGGUGGUCUGGUCGGGAAAGGAAGGCAGCUUCUGGAUGAAAUGCCCAAGCAGUAUGGAGUCAAGCCACGUCUGGAGCAUUAUGUAUGCCUGAUCGAUAUGCUCGGGCGAGCUAACCUCCUUGACGAAGCUGUGAGAGUUCUCAGAGCCAUGCCUUUUGAACCGGAUGCAGUGGUUUGGACGUCCCUGCUCGGAGCCUGCCGGAAGUGGAAGAAUUACACGAUCGGCAAACUCGCGUUUGAGCGUCUUGUGGAGAUGGAUCCCAAGAGCGGCAUGCCCUACACAUUGAUGGCCAAUAUAUUUGGAAACCUGGGGAUGCUCAGUGAAAUGGCUGCUGUUGUGGAGAGAAUGAGAGGUGAAGGCAGCUUCAGGGAGCCCGGGAGAAGCUGGUGGACGGAUGUUAGCUCUCUUUCUCUUCCUCAGUUAUCCCUGGUUUUAAACCCUCCGUGAGUCAAGCAGAAACAUGGGCCGCUGCAUGCCUCGUCAAAGUACUGCCGCCAACCUGAACUUCACGGAGAAAAAA
This is a messenger RNA of Selaginella moellendorffii, 950 nucleotides long. RefSeq names its product putative pentatricopeptide repeat-containing protein At1g68930. The transcript is spliced from 2 exons. The record is from RefSeq and is a predicted model, not a curated record. Gene Ontology annotation, molecular function: protein binding; RNA binding. Gene Ontology annotation, biological process: RNA modification. NCBI's taxonomy places the organism in Eukaryota, Viridiplantae, Streptophyta, Lycopodiopsida, Selaginellales, Selaginellaceae. Bases 122 to 877 code for a protein of 251 amino acids.